Fonsecaea multimorphosa CBS 102226 is the source of this 897-nucleotide messenger RNA. RefSeq lists its product as uncharacterized. Gene Ontology annotation, molecular function: catalytic activity. Lineage: Eukaryota; Fungi; Ascomycota; Eurotiomycetes; Chaetothyriales; Herpotrichiellaceae. The transcript is spliced from 4 exons. The record is from RefSeq and is a predicted model, not a curated record. The coding region runs from base 1 to 897 and encodes 298 amino acids.
AUGCCUGUCCAAGUUCCCUGGUCGAGACUGAUACGUUUUAUCGCAUCAGACGAGCAGAUCUACUAUGGCGAUGUUAUUACCGACGACCCCAAUUUUGACGUUGGGGUCGCGGCGAUGAAUACAGCGGCAUCUCCAGUUCGUGCCAAAAUUGUUGUCGGCUGGCCCUUCAGUGAGAACUGCGAGGUCACGGAGCGAGUCGAAACAGUGAAAAAGCUCCUAGGACCCUUCAGCAGGCAGGAUGCGCCGGUGAUCCGUUGCAUCGGUGGGAACUACGCAGAACACCUGGACGAACUCAACUACAAACGGCCACAACAUCCGAUCAUGUUUCCCAAAACCCCGAAUGCCGUGGCGGGCUACGGCGACGACGUGGUGAUUCCGAAGAUUGCGCAGGACGAUCAAGCCGACUACGAAAUCGAGUUGGCCGUGAUCAUGGGUAAGGACGCGCUCAACGUGACAGCCGAGGAAGCCUACGACUAUGUGGUCGGCUACACGGUCUCGAAUGAUAUGUCGACACGGUCAUGGCAACUUGAUCCCGCACUUGCCGGCGCACAACCACAGAUGAGCUUCUCGAAAAGCUUUGAUGGAUUCUUGCCGUUGGGGCCUUGCAUCGUCAGCGCAGAGUCCAUCAAAGAUCCUCAAUCCCUGAGUCUCCUGACCCGCAUCAACGGCCACGUCCGCCAGAAAAGCACCACCAAGAACAUGAUCUUCUCCGUCCCCGAGAUCAUCCAGCACUGUAGCCAGGGCACGACUUUGCAGGCAGGAAGCAUACUCACGACGGGGACUCCGUCGGGCGUGGGAUACCGCAUGGACCCGCCGCAGUACCUCCAGCAUGGCGAUCGCGUGGAAAUGACCAUCGGAAAAAUCGGGACCCUGGUGCAUGGUAUUGUCUAUGCCUAG